This is a messenger RNA of Bacillus rossius redtenbacheri, 1350 nucleotides long. RefSeq lists its product as uncharacterized. The record is from RefSeq and is a predicted model, not a curated record. Lineage: Eukaryota; Metazoa; Arthropoda; Insecta; Phasmatodea; Bacillidae. The coding region runs from base 1 to 1350 and encodes 449 amino acids. The transcript has a single exon.
AUGAACGAGAAUUGUCGCCCUCGUGUGGAAUGCCUGCACUCCCCCCCGUUUUGCAUUCGCCCGGCUGGGGAUGCGUGGGCCACACCCGCCCAAACCCGCCCUCACCCGCCCAAACCCACCCUCACCCGCACUAACCCGCCUUCACCCACCCUCACCCGCCCAAACCCGCCUUCACCCGCACUAACCCGCCUUCACCCGCCCAAACCCGCCUUCACACACCCUCACCCGCCCAAACCCGCCCUCACACACCCUCACCCGCCCAAACCCGCCUUCACACAACCUCACCCGCCCAAACCCGCCUUCACCCGCACUAACCCGCCUUCACCCGCACUAACCCGCCUUCACCCGCCUUCACACACCCUCACUCGCCCAAACCCGCCUUCACACACCCUCACCCGCCCAAACCCGCCUUCACACAACCUCACCCGCCCAAACCCGCCUUCACCCGCCUUCACACACCCUCACUCGCCCAAACCCGCCUUCACACACCCUCACCCGCCCAAACCCGCCUUCACACAACCUCACCCGCCCAAACCCGCCUUCACCCGCCCAAACCCGCCUUCACCCGCCUUCACACACCCUCACUCGCCCAAACCCGCCUUCACACACCCUCACCCGCCCAAACCCGCCUUCACACACCCUCACCCGCCCAAACCCGCCCUCACCCGCCCAAACCCACCCUCACCCGCACUAACCCGCCUUCACCCACCCUCACCCGCCCAAACCCGCCUUCACCCGCCCAAACCCGCCUUCACACACCCUCACCCGCCCAAACCCGCCCUCACACACCGUCACCCGCCCAAACCCGCCUUCACACAACCUCACCCGCCCAAACCCGCCUUCACCCGUACUAACCCGCCUUCACCCGCCUUCACACACCCUCACUCGCCCAAACCCGCCUUCACACACCCUCACCCGCCCAAACCCGCCUUCACACACCCUCACCCGCCCAAAGCCGCCUUCACACAACCUCACCCGCCCAAACCCGCCUUCACCCGCACUAACCCGCCUUCACCCGCCUUCACACACCCUCACUCGCCCAAACCCGCCUUCACACACCCUCACCCGCCCAAACCCGCCUUCACACAACCUCACCCGCCCAAACCCGCCUUCACCCGCACUAACCCGCCUUCACCCGCCUUCACACACCCUCACUCGCCCAAACCCGCCUUCACACACCCUCACCCGCCCAAACCCGCCUUCACCCGCCCAAACCCGCCUUCACCCGCCCAAACCCGCCUUCACCCGCCCUUAUCCGCCCCGAGGGUCCGUGCUCCUCGUGCGGAAGAGACCUCAGGUUGUCUGCUGGAGCGGACCUGGUGCCGCCGGCCUCCGCCUGUGGUCACGUGA